[Torrubiella] hemipterigena is the source of this 3003-nucleotide messenger RNA. The record is from the annotation of a GenBank genome assembly. Lineage: Eukaryota; Fungi; Ascomycota; Sordariomycetes; Hypocreales; Clavicipitaceae.
CCUUCACACCCGCAGCCACACCACCGACCCCCGCUUUGGCAAGCAGAUCUUUUGCCCGUUCCAAGGUUUCAUUGCUACAUCGCUCGGUUGUCCAAAAUGAACCGACGGUUGAUUCUACCAGCACAAGGUGCGAUGUUGCUGCAGACUUUUGUGGGGGGUUGCAGUACCAAAAGACGCACUAGACGACACUGAGCCUUGCGUUAACACGGGCUUGGGUUUGAUUCGUGGAAAGCUACCUUGUUCCUUGUCACUGCAGCUCGGCAAGACCAAAAUGUGACGUCGGCUGCCGUUUAUAUUAGUUGGAUCCUAUCCCCCCGUCUUGAUCGUCUGCUGUCACUUCGACUAGGUCCUUCACCGGAUUGACAUACCACUACUAUUUGCUUCUACUCUCGUGUCAUUGGCAAUUGGAUGCUGCAACAAUGAAGAUUCAUUCCGUGUCAGCGUUGCCUCUUUUGGCUAUCGCUGCAGAGGCUAAGCGAUUAUGGACAACAACCCCAGCAGACCCAAACAAUGUCAUGUUUGAGGCAUACACCAUUGGCAAUGGAGCCCAGGGUGGCCUGCCAUUGGGCAUUCCCGGAAACGACAAGCUCCUCAUCAUGCACGACAGUCUCUGGCGUGGAGGACCCUUUGCGAACCCUAACUACAACGGCGGUAACCCAAAACAGUCUAUUGCCGAUCGCCUUCGUGGCGUGCAGACAGACGUCUUCAAGCACGGCACUGGUGAUGAGAGCCCUCUUUACGGAAACAUGGACGACUAUGGAUCGUAUGAAAUGCUUGGCAACCUGACCGUCGCCAUCGCUGGUGCGGAAAAGUACACAAACUACAAGCGCAGUCUCGAUCUUAACACUGCCCUCCACACCGUCAACUUUACUGCAAAUGGCCAAGACUUUUCUACUACCCAGUUUUGCUCGUUCCCCGAUAAGGUCUGCGUCUACCACAUUCGAUCCGACAAGAACCUACCCGAGGUUACUGUUGGUCUUAUUGACGAAUACCGAACUGCCCCGGCUUCCACCAACAACUGCACCCAGGAUGGCAUCCGUCUCAGCGGCAGAACCGCUGCCAACCCCGGUAUGGGUGAGAUUGGCAUGAAGCUUGACGGUCACGCCCAAAUCCUCAAGUCCAAUGGCGUGACUUACACAUGCAAGGACGGCAAGAUGGUGACUACUGCUGAUAAGCGCCGAAGCUUGACCAUUGUCGUCGCCACAGGCACCGAAUAUGAUGCUAAGAAGGGCAAUGCUGCUAGCGGCUACUCGUUCCGUGGUGACCUGCCAUACCCUGCUGUUCUUAGCACCGUCAAGAAGCUCGACCGCAAGUGCUACUCUAGCAUUCUCUCUCAACACGUCCGCGAUCACCAGAGCCUGUUUGACAAGUUCUCGCUCGAGUUGCCUGAUCACAACAAUUCUGCUGACGUUCCCACGGACAAGCUUAUGGAUUCCUACACCACUGAAAAGGGUGACAACUUUGUCGAGGGCUUGAUUGUCGACUAUGGCAAGUACAUGUACAUUGCAUCAUCUCGCCCUGGAAGUCUGCCUCCCAACCUCCAAGGAAACUGGGUUGCUUCUGUAAACCCUGCCUGGAGCUCCGACUACCAUAUUGACGUCAACGUCCAAAUGAACAACUGGCACGCCGAGCAAAUGGGCCUUGGUGAUAUCAUGAGCCCGCUCUUUGAUUUCAUCACCGACACAUUUGUGCCUCGAGGAACAGAAUCAGCCAAGUUAAUCUAUGGUUCUCGUGGUUGGGUGGCAUUCACAAGCCUGAACAUCUUUGGACACACUGGACAAGGAAACGACGCCACCUGGUCCGAUCUUUACCACGAUCCAGCGUGGCUUAUGGCCACUGUCUGGGACAGAUACGACUACGGCCGCGACGCCAACUGGUACGCCACUGUUGGAUACCCUCUCAUGAAGGGUGUCGCGCAGUUCUGGCUAGACACACUCCUCAGAGAUGAGUACUACCAUCAACUGAUUUGGGUAGCAAAUCCAUGCAAUUCUCCCGAGCAGGGCCCUACUACAUUUGGCUGUGCUCAGUUCCAGCAGGUCAUUUGGGAACUUUUCGAUCACAUAAUCAAGGACUGGGACGCAUCGGGAGACACCGAUACCGCGUUCCUCAAGGCCGUCAAGGACAAGUUUGCCGCUCUUGACCACGGCGUGACUGUUGGCCGCUGGGGCCAGAUCCAGGAAUGGAAGCUCGACAUUGACGUCCAGAACAACACCCAUCGUCAUCUCUCUCAUUUGAACGGCUGGUACCCCGGCUAUAUUAUUUCCGGAUACUACGGCAAGAACGAGACCAUUGUCAAGGCUGUGGAGACAUCGCUCUACUCGCGCGGCAACGGAACCGAGGACUCCAACACUGGCUGGGAGAAGUCAUGGCGUGCUGCAUGCUGGGCGCGUCUCGGUGUUGUUGACGAAGCGUACAAGAUCUUCAAGUAUGCUAUUGAUGUCAACUUUGGCCCCAACGCGCUGUCCAUCUACACCGCAUCCACUACACCGCCCUACAAGCAGUCGCUUCCCUUCCAGAUCGACGCCAACUUUGGCCAGUCUGCCGCAGCGCUCGCCAUGCUUGCCACUGAUCUUCCCCAGGCAUCUGGAGAUAAGGGUGCACCUAUUGUGACCGUUGGCCCUUCAAUUCCCAAGGCAUGGGCUGGUGGCAGCGUCCGCGGACUGCGACUUCGUGGUGGAGGUCAGCUCGACUUUAGUUGGACUGAAGAUGGACUGGUUGAGAAGGUGACGAUUACAGGUAGAACGGCACCAAUCAAGAUUGUGAAUAAGAAGGGCACUGUUAUCGCGCAGGUGUAAACGAGAAGAGAAGAUAGUACAGCGGUUUGUUUUAUGAAAGAGCUAACUAGCUAGCAGAUAUACAGUUACAUACUAUACAAAUUUGUCUUAAAAGCGCCUUAGCAAGUUCUGCACUCUUUUCCAACGUCUAUUCUCGCGCAGCUUAACUGUUGCAAGGGUAGUUUUGGCUACUGACGUCUCGGUUAUCGUCGUUCCAGUUCUUGUGUGC